Messenger RNA from Lolium rigidum, 2613 nucleotides. Its product is annotated as phospholipase D alpha 1-like. The record is from RefSeq and is a predicted model, not a curated record. Bases 1 to 2472 code for a protein of 823 amino acids. The transcript is spliced from 4 exons. Gene Ontology annotation, biological process: phosphatidylcholine metabolic process; phospholipid catabolic process. Lineage: Eukaryota; Viridiplantae; Streptophyta; Magnoliopsida; Poales; Poaceae. Gene Ontology annotation, cellular component: plasma membrane. Gene Ontology annotation, molecular function: calcium ion binding; D-type glycerophospholipase activity.
AUGGCGAAGAUCCUGCUGCAUGGGACGCUGCACGUCACCGUGUUCGAGGCCCAGGAGCUCUCAAACACCAGCAGGCCCAGCAGCCAAGCGCCGCAGUUCCUCCGAAAGCGCGAAAAAUGUGAACACCAGCUGGUGGAGGGGAUCGAGGACACGGUGGGCGUAGGCAAAGGCGCGAGCAAGCUCUAUGCCACGGUGGGCCUUGGCAAGGCCCGGAUCGGCCGCACCCGCACCCUGACCGACGAAUCGUCGAGCCCGCGCUGGUUCGAAUCCUUCCACAUCUACUGCGCGCACCUCGCCUCCGACGUGCUCGUCACAAUCAAGGCCAAGAACCCGAUCGGCGCCUCCGUCGUGGGCAUCGGCUACCUCCCCGUCCGCGACAUCUUCGGCGGCGACGAGGUCGAGCGGUGGCUCCCGCUCUGCGACGACAGCCGCAACCCCGUCGAGGGCGGCGGCAAGGUCCACGUCAAGCUCCAGUACUUCGACAUCUCCAAGGACCACAGCUGGGGCCGCGGCAUCCGCUCCGGGAAGCACCCGGGGGUGCCCUACACCUUCUUCUCGCAGCGGCAGGGUUGCAAGGUCACCCUCUACCAGGACGCGCACGUCCCCGAUGGCUUCAUCCCCAGGAUCCCGCUCGACGACGGCCGGUACUACGAGCCGCACCGCUGCUGGGAGGACAUCUUCGCCGCCAUUAGCAACGCCAAGCAUCUCAUCUACAUCACGGGAUGGUCGGUGUACACGGAGAUCACGCUCCUCAGGGACGCGAACCGGCCCAAGCCGCCGGGUGGCGGCGUCACGCUCGGCGAGCUGCUCAAGAAGAAAGCCAGCGAAGGCGUCAGAGUGCUGAUGCUGGUCUGGGACGACCGGACCUCGGUCGGGGCGCUCAAGAAGGACGGCUUGAUGGGGACGCACGACGAGGACACGUUCAACUUCUUCCAGGGCACCGACGUGCACUGCGUGCUCUGCCCCCGCGACCCCGACGACUCCGGCAGCAUCGUGCAGGACCUGCAGAUCUCCACCAUGUUCACGCACCACCAGAAGAUCGUCGUUGUCGACCACGACAUGCCCCAGCCCCAGCACGCGUCGAGGCGGCGGCGGAUCAUGAGCUUCGUGGGCGGUCUGGACCUCUGCGACGGCCGCUACGACACGCCGUUCCACCCCCUGUUCGGCACGCUAGACGGCGCCCACCACGACGACUUCCACCAGCCCAACUUCGCGACGGCGGUCAUCGGCAAGGGCGGGCCGAGAGAGCCGUGGCACGACAUCCACUGCCGCCUUGAGGGCCCCGUGGCGUGGGACGUGCUCUACAACUUCGAGCAGCGGUGGCGCAAGCAGGGCGGCAAGGACCUGCUCGUCCAGCUCCGGGACCUCGCCGACGACAUCAUCCCGCCGUCGCCCGUCGUGUACGCGGAGGACAGGGAUACGUGGAACGUGCAGCUGUUCCGGUCCAUCGACGGCGGCGCAGCCUUCGGGUUCCCGGAUACCCCCGAGGACGCGGCCAGGGCAGGGCUCGUCAGCGGAAAGGACCAGAUCAUCGACCGGAGCAUCCAGGACGCGUACAUCUGCGCCAUCCGCAGGGCCAAGAACUUCAUCUACAUCGAGAACCAGUACUUCCUGGGGAGCUCCUACUGCUGGAAGCCCGACGGCAUCAACCCCGACGACGUCGGCGCGCUGCACCUCCUCCCGAAGGAGCUCUCGAUGAAAGUGGUCAGCAAGAUCGAGGCCGGCGAGCGGUUCACCAUCUACGUCGUGGUGCCCAUGUGGCCGGAGGGCAUCCCGGCGAGCGGCUCCGUGCAGGCGAUCCUCGACUGGCAGAGGAGGACCAUGGAGAUGAUGUACACCGACAUCGCGCAGGCGAUCCAGGCCAAGGGGAUCGACGCGAAUCCCAAGGAUUACCUCACCUUCUUCUGCCUCGGCAACCGGGAGGCCAAGAAGGCCGGCGAGUACGAGCCGCCGGAGCCGGCCGACCCUGACACCGAUUACCUCAAGGCGCAGCAAAACCGCCGGUUCAUGAUCUACGUCCACACCAAGAUGAUGAUCGUGGACGACGAGUACAUCAUCGUGGGGUCGGCGAACAUCAACCAGAGGUCCAUGGACGGGGCGCGGGACUCGGAGAUCGCCAUGGGCGCGUACCAGCCGUACCACCUGGCGGCGAGCCGGCCGGCGAGGGGCCAGGUUCAUGGGUUCAGGAUGGCACUGUGGUACGAGCACAUGGGCAUGGUCGACGACACGUUCCAGAGGCCGGAGAGCGUCGAGUGCGUGCGCAAGGUGAACGCCAUGGCCGACAGGUACUGGGACCUCUACGCCGGCGGCGAGCCCGAGCGCGACCUCCCCGGCCACCUCCUCACGUACCCCGUCGGCGUCACCAGCGACGGCGCCGUGACGCAGCUGCCCGGGGUGGAGUUCUUCCCGGACACCGAGGCUCGGAUCCUUGGCGCCAAGUCCGACUACCUCCCGCCCAUCCUUACCACAUAGAAGCACUAACUCUGCAGUUGUCGUUGGAUCACGUUGAACUGAUUUCUUUCUUUCUUUUAGUAUCUGUUUGGUUUUUCUCUGGACAUUUGGUGUUUCAUCUGAAUAUUCUGAAUAAGAACAGCACUAGAUUAUUUUUGGAUA